AUGAGCAGUGAUCCUUUUUCCAUCACGCUGAAGACAGCAGUGAACACUAGGGCGCCGCUGAGCGACCGGGUGUCAUGGCGGCGGCAAGUAAAGGAGGUUGUUUCUGCCAAAUCUGCGCUGCACCGCGGCAUUCAUACAACAUAUGACGCCGCAUACAACUUCGUCCCCGCGCGCACGGAUCCUUCCGACGGGAACCGCUUCCUCUCCCUCCUCCGCUCCCGAGUAGGAGCAGCGGGAAGUGGCAAAAGUGCUCGUCUUGAAAUUGUUACCGCGCCCGUGGCAGAGGAACACCUACAGUGCGAGCGGAAGCAGCCAGCGGUACCACGGCAUUCUUUGCCGUCGCAGCCAGAGGAGGAAUUGCAGGUGUCGAGUAAUUUGCGGUUCUUCGAGCCCGUCCUCACCAGACACAUGCCGAGUGAAUGGGAAACGGAGCAGCAGGCGAGUAGUCGCAAUGUAUUACCGGUCGCGUCGCAUGGCUUCUACAGCACCGCCCGUAAGAUUGAGCAUGAGGACGACGACAGACGCAGCGGCCUCGUCGGAAACACACAGCGGACAGUAGACAUCAUGCGGAAAAGGGCAAGCAACCCCCUUCUCUGCCCGGCCGCCAACAAGUACCACAGUUUUCGACCUGUCCGUCCGCCAUGCGUCACCGACGAGAGCGGUCGUCCCGCAAGCUACUGUCUUGACAUUGUCGACUGUACACAACUUGCCCCGACGACGGAGGAACAGUUGGGCUUUGACAUGGGUCCCAUUGCCCGCUUGCCGAAUACGGCAACCCUGUCGCAGGCGCUCGACGUGCAGCAGCGCGUCAUCACACAUAUGGGAACGUCGCAUCCGCUCUUUGUUGGCACGGCGAAGGUGAUGGAAACGGCGGUACCCAACUAUACGGGCCAUGCCCCCUGUCACCCACGCAACAUUGCGGCAAUACGCGGCAACGACACCGACCCGCUGCGCCUUUGGAGCAAGUCCUUCAUGACGCUCGCCGAACAUGGUGGUGGUGUAGACGCAGGAAAUAACUGCAAAAACCCACUGGUGCGGAAACGUGGCGGGAUACGUGCGCCGCAAUCAAAAGAACUUCCACCCAAGAGUGAAAAGGGCAUCCGCAGUACGGUUGAGGGCUCCAUGUUGCAAGCAACUCUAAAGGACACGUUGCCUGCCGAACAUGCCAUAAACCAACGUGAAGACAAGGCGCUCAACUCUCUUGCGUAG
Molecule: messenger RNA, 1209 nt
Organism: Trypanosoma cruzi
Lineage: Eukaryota; Euglenozoa; Kinetoplastea; Trypanosomatida; Trypanosomatidae
Exons: 1
Coding region: 1-1209 (402 amino acids)
Source: RefSeq, a predicted model, not a curated record